UAAGCUUGAAACAAGAAGCGUCUCGAUCAUGUCUGGAAGAGGCAAAGGCGGUAAAGGACUCGGGAAAGGAGGCGCUAAGCGUCACCGUAAAGUGCUGCGCGAUAACAUCCAGGGAAUCACCAAACCCGCCAUUCGUCGUCUCGCUCGCCGCGGCGGAGUCAAGCGUAUCUCCGGUCUGAUCUACGAGGAGACCCGCGGGGUGUUGAAGGUCUUCCUGGAGAACGUUAUCCGCGAUGCCGUCACCUACACCGAGCACGCCAAGAGAAAGACCGUCACCGCCAUGGACGUAGUGUACGCGCUCAAACGACAGGGACGCACCUUGUACGGCUUCGGAGGAUAAACGCCUUCAAUCUCCACAAACAACGGCUCUUUUAAGAGCCACCCACACUCUCACACAAAGAGACAAACACGAAGUCAUUAAGUCGCAUUAAUAACAACACGUAGUUCAAGACGUAUUCAGAAAUUAUAAACAAAAGCUCUUAUCAAAAUUUAUAACGAAAUCGGUAACUUGAACAUUAAGGGGAUUGUAUAUUAUAACCAUUUCUGAAGAUCCAACAAUAAGAGGUCUGUCUGUAUGUAAGUAUAUUUACUAAACGGAGAAUAUAUUAAAGUCGGUGUUAUGUUUGGUUCAAUGUAACGUAAUAAAACCAAAUGAUAAAUAUUAACUUUCACUGGAAGCUAAUUAAGAAACAUUCAAACACAUCACAACAGUAAAAGGGUGUUCAAUAGUUUCAGGAAUAAAAGAACAAAGUCUUUUCUGUAAAAAUGUUCCUGUGGAUAUGUUCUGAAUAUAAUUUAUAAUUAAUGUUUUUAAAUUUGGAGCAAUGACUUAAAGCAGCUUUUUAACACUGAACCUGUAACAGUGAAAAUCAUAAACAUACUUAAAAACUGGAAAAUUAAUGUUAUUACACUUAAUUUCUAUAAUAAAAAUCGUCAUGAUGCAAUAGAUUUGAAUUACUGCA
Messenger RNA from Puntigrus tetrazona (Sumatra barb), 962 nucleotides. RefSeq names its product histone H4. The coding region runs from base 29 to 340 and encodes 103 amino acids. Gene Ontology annotation, biological process: nucleosome assembly. The transcript has a single exon. The record is from RefSeq and is a predicted model, not a curated record. Lineage: Eukaryota; Metazoa; Chordata; Actinopteri; Cypriniformes; Cyprinidae. Gene Ontology annotation, molecular function: structural constituent of chromatin; DNA binding; protein heterodimerization activity. Gene Ontology annotation, cellular component: nucleosome.